AUGGCUUCUAUCAGUGAUGAUUCUCCACCUGAUAGAAAAAGGAAGAAACCCUCAAGGAAAGGCCCUAAUGAUAUAAUAAAAAAGAUGGCUGUGGUCUUAAGAGAGGGGGUUGUUUUCAAAAAGAAAGAAACAAAUGAAGUGUUCAUGCCAACUACAAUCACUAUGUCAAAUGACAUAAAUCCAGAUCCAGGGCUGCGUCAAGAAAUCUCAUUCACCAAGAGCAUGACACCAGAAGAUAUAAAAGAAGUACUGAAGAAUGCCUUCCCUAUUCUUGCUAACACUGAAAGGUAAUCUUUUAAAGAGGAAAUCAACCUAAAGAAUUGAAACAUUGUCUGAUGAAAAUUUUGACAUUUAAAUUGUAAUUAAUGUUAAAUUAAAAUUUGAAAGAAAAGCACAUUGUUUUAAGUGCACUGAAUACUUAAUUAUAAUUUUGAAGUAUUUGUUAAACAAGUCUGUGAUUCCAACAUGGAUGGUUCUAAGGUCUUGAAGAGUAAAGAAAAUCAUGGACAAUUUGUGACAUACUCUCCAUAUAUUUCCUUUGAGUGAUAAUGCCCUUGUUUACUAUGUUUACUAGCAUGUCUUACUAACAAUACAUAUGAUUGUUCCAAGAUAUUUUUGUCCUACCCAUUUUAAUUGUGUUGAUUAUGACAUUUCAGUCUUCCAAAAAGGUGUCGUGGUUCAAAGACUAGGACAAAUAUAUAAUAUUGUGCUUUCAUGUCAGUGGGCCAUGUCUGUGUAAUAUGUGGAUAGGCCUUGAAACAUCAAGAACAGAAUCCUAAGAUGUUGUUAAUCUUUGUUACCAACUUUCAUACUCAGAUUUUUUUGUGCAAAAGCAGUUCAGAAAGAAAAACUUGACUUCUGUGGAGAGCCACGUAUUUGGAGUGGGGAAGUCCUCAAUCGAGAGAUAAAGGGGCACAGUGUGUUGUACAUCUACUGUGAGGUUUGA
This is a messenger RNA of Pocillopora meandrina, 946 nucleotides long. Lineage: Eukaryota; Metazoa; Cnidaria; Anthozoa; Scleractinia; Pocilloporidae. The record is from the annotation of a GenBank genome assembly.